Messenger RNA from Hansenula ciferrii, 543 nucleotides. RefSeq lists its product as uncharacterized. The transcript has a single exon. The record is from RefSeq and is a predicted model, not a curated record. Lineage: Eukaryota; Fungi; Ascomycota; Saccharomycetes; Phaffomycetales; Wickerhamomycetaceae. The coding region runs from base 1 to 543 and encodes 180 amino acids.
AUGAUUAAAGAGCUUAAAUUUGAUAUCACUGCUCCUGAAGGAUCAGCAGUGAAACUCUUUCACGGUAAAGAAUACUACCAAAAUGGUGCUUAUAUAUUUUUUGAAGAGGUUCAAGCUCAAAAAUCUUUGUACAACCAGUCACUAUCCAUGUCUAAGCUGGAGAAAAAGAAAGGUCUUACCAGAAUUGAGAUUCCAAACAGAGAAGAAUACCCCUCCUACAUAAAACGUGAGUACGAGGAAGCUACUUCUUACACAAUAUAUUCAAAUGAAGAAGAUUUAAACGGAAAUAAAAGUUUCGUCAAAGUAUCUUAUCAUUACUCUGAAUGUGACUGGAAGAUUGAGGAUUAUAAGAUUUUAAAUGAAAGUGAAGAAAGCGAAAGCUUUGAAGAUGUCAAGCCUUGUGAUACCAAAGAUAAAUAUGUUUCAAGGAAGUUUCGUCCUGUUGUUGUGAUGUUUCUUUCAAAAACUCUAUACUCAAACCCGAAUAAUUAUAAGAAGGAGGGGACUGAACAAUCAACUAUUAUCUUCAGACCAGAGUCUUAG